Messenger RNA from Fusarium graminearum PH-1, 492 nucleotides. RefSeq lists its product as uncharacterized. The record is from RefSeq and is a predicted model, not a curated record. Bases 1 to 492 code for a protein of 163 amino acids. Gene Ontology annotation, biological process: vacuolar protein processing. Lineage: Eukaryota; Fungi; Ascomycota; Sordariomycetes; Hypocreales; Nectriaceae. The transcript has a single exon. Gene Ontology annotation, cellular component: intracellular membrane-bounded organelle.
AUGGCCCAGAAAGCAAAGAAGGACCGCGCCAAAUCCAACGCCGCGGCGCUGAACAACCUCCACGUCGGCUCCCUAGUCGUCAACGCCCUUUUUCUCCUCUCUCAUUUUCUAUUCCGUUCUCGAUCCCUCUGGUUAUACGGCCUCUUUUCUGUACCUGCGCUCAUCUGCGAGUAUGUUCUCGAGUUUUCCGGCCGACCCAAGUACGACCCGACGACCAAGGCCCUACGCUCCGCUGGUGAAGAUCUGUCCUCUCCUGGUUUGACUGAAUACAUGUUUGACGUUAUCUGGGUCACCUGGGCCGCGGUUUUUCUUGUCAUUUUCCUCGGAAACAAAGCUUGGUUUUUGUGGCUUGUUCUUCCUGCUUACGGCCUGUACCUCGGAAGUGGACUGCUCGGUAUGGGAAAGCAGAAGAUGGCCGAGUUUCAAGGAGCUGGUGAUGUUGGCGCCGGUGCAGCUCCCCCCGGCAACCGAAAGGCGCGCCGUGCUGCUUAA